Molecule: messenger RNA, 612 nt
Organism: Parnassius apollo (apollo)
Lineage: Eukaryota; Metazoa; Arthropoda; Insecta; Lepidoptera; Papilionidae
Source: the annotation of a GenBank genome assembly
AUGCCUUAUGGGCCAACUAAAUUUUGCAUGUUAUCGCCUCCAACAUCGGAUGGGGCGCUGUUCUGGACAAACAGACCAUGUCAGGUUCAUGGACACCUUACCAGCGGCCUUGGCAAUGAAAAAGAGAUGUUUGCCGUACUGUCUGUAAUGAGACAGAACGUAAAGAAGCUCAGAGACUCUCAUGUGCUCUUACAAACAAACAACAAAACUGUUAUGGCAUACAGUCGCAAAGAAGGAGGAACGCAUUCCAUAGGACUCCCAUCUCUAACCUUUCAACUUCUGAAGAUCAUAGACAAGUGGAACAUAACACUUUCAGCCCAAUAUCUACCCGGCAGAUACAAUGCGAUAGUGGACAGACUGUCGCGGAGACUUCCUGUACCAGAAUGGCAUUUAAAACCUCAAGCCACAUCAGAGGUGUUCAGGCAAUGGGGCAAACCAGACAUAGACCUCUUUGCAUCAGAAAGAUCCGCUAUACUACCAAACUAUGUAACAAUUGAUUCACGAGACUCUUCCGCAAUGUUCAUAGACGCUUUUCAAGAGGAAUUAGAUGGAUAUUCCCCCCAUCAAACUUUAUUCCGCGUGUGCUCUCACACCUCAACAAGUCAAGGGUAG